Molecule: messenger RNA, 1301 nt
Organism: Cyprinus carpio (common carp)
Lineage: Eukaryota; Metazoa; Chordata; Actinopteri; Cypriniformes; Cyprinidae
Source: RefSeq, a predicted model, not a curated record
GGCCCAGUCACAGGUUAUUCACCCCUAGACAGUCUUAUCUGUGUGUUCAUAUGUUGUAUGCAUAUGUGUGACUAUUUGUUGUUGUUUUUCAGGGGAUGAAGGGUGACCCGGGUGUUGCAGGAAAGGAUGGACUGAAGGGCGAUAAAGGGGAUCCUGGUUUGCCUGGCCUGGAGGGAGCCAGUGGAAUAAAGGGGCAAAAGGGUGAGGAAGGCCCCAGAGGACCAUCGGGCCCUGUGAUGACAGCACAUGGACUUAGACUUUCUGGAACUGGGGAAGGAGGUGAGAAAGGCCAGAAAGGAGAGAAAGGAGACCAGGGUGAAAAAGGUUCUGAAGGCUCAAAAGGUCUACAGGGCAAUACUGGAUUGCCUGGAUUGACAGGGGCACCAGGACUUGAGGGAAAGCAGGGUCCAACUGGUCCCACUGGCAUUCGUGGUCUUUCAGGAGACCCGGGCUCUCCCGGUCAGCCAGGAAUGCCUGGAAAAGAUGGAAUGAAAGGAGAAAAGGGUGAUGCAGGUGGAGCACCGGGACCGAUAGGCCCCCCGGGCCUCAAGGGUGAACCUGGUGAGCCCUGCUCUGUCGGAAUUUGCAAUGGGGAGGAGGUUGUGUCUGGUCUUCGGGGGUUGCGGGGCCCUAAGGGUGAACGAGGUGUUCCUGGAGUACCUGGAGAUGCUGGAGAGAAAGGAGAACCUGGGAUUGGAAUCACUGGACCCCCUGGUCUGAUGGGAACUAAAGGCGAACCAGGAAUUCAGGGUCCUCGUGGACCUGCAGGACAAGUUGGAGUGCAAGGAAUUAUGGGACCUCCAGGCCCACAAGGCAGACCAGGACCCCCUGGACCCCCUGGAGAACCGACAGCACUACCUAUUGUUGGAGACAUGGGGACAUUAUUGAAGAACGCCUGCAGUGUGUGUCAGACCAGAGUACCAGGAUUGCCAGGGCAGAAAGGAGAAAAAGGUUCCCUUGGAACUCCAGGUAUCCCAGGAAUGGAUGGAGAAAAGGGGGAUCAGGGUCUUCGGGGCCCAGCUGGUAAUCCUGGAAAAGAGGGUCCGAAGGGAGUGAAGGGUGAGAGAGGCUUUGCUGGUCCGAUGGGGGACAAGGGUGAUGAGGGGUCCCCAGGUGUGCCAGGAUUGCCUGGAUCCACAGGCCGCAUGGGUCCACAGGGACUUAUUGGCAGACCAGGACCUGUUGGGUCCUCAGGACCAAAGGGAGAACGGGGUAGCGAAGGACCGCAAGGCAGACCUGGACCUCCUGGACCCCCUGGUGUCCCAUAUGCAGAGGGCAAUGGGAUGAGUAGUUCUCUAUAA